GAUGAGGUCCCCGGAAGACGCGCCGGAGGAAAGACCCCACAACCCGCCGGCGGCCGCCAUGCCGCAGCGUUCGGCCGGCAGGAGGAAGGGCACGCCGAACCGGCCGUGGCUGGUGGUAUCGGACUCCGGGAAGGAGCGCUUCGAGGAGGUGGGGAAGCACUCGAUCAUGCGGCGAACGGGUAUUCCGGCGCGGGAUCUGAGGCUCUUGGGCCCUCUGCUGUCCUACCCGUCGACGAUUCUGGGGAGGGAGAGGGCUAUCGUGCUCAAUCUGGAGCACGUCAAGGCCAUCAUCACGGCCACCGAGGUGUUCAUCCCCAACUCCAACGACCCCACGGUCGCCCCUUUUGUCCACGAUCUCCACUCCCGGCUCUCCAGUCCUUCCGGCGCUGCUCCUCAUCAGGUUGCAGAGUCCAGGAACAAGGGUGUUGUUACCCUUUGAGUUCAGAGUGCUUGAAAUCUGCCUUGAAUCCAGUUACAGGCACCUUGAAGCUGAGGUAUGCAUUUCACCUUUUUUCUUUCUUGAGAUAGGAUCAAAUUGUAUUUGCUAUUCUGCUUUGAU
This is a messenger RNA of Phoenix dactylifera (date palm), 559 nucleotides long. The record is from RefSeq and is a predicted model, not a curated record. Lineage: Eukaryota; Viridiplantae; Streptophyta; Magnoliopsida; Arecales; Arecaceae.